AUUCGAGGAGAUAACAAUACUUGUUUUUUGAUUUGACAUCAUCCUUCGAAAAGAAACAUAUCGAUUCGAGAUGUUGUGCAGCAAUCAAUUAUCUCACAGCCAAGAUUCAUUAGUGCCAAAGCGAAAAAGAAAGAAGGAAAAUGUCAGCGGAGAAAAUUUAGAGGACGAAAUGGCCAAGAGAAGAUUAAUAAGUCCGUUAAGAAAUUUAUCCUUAUCCCCUAUUUCAAGAACGGAAAGAAAAGUUUCAACUGGAACUUUCAGGAGACAAGGGCAAUUGCAACUGAAUAUCCAAGUACAACAUGGGCGUUUAACUAUACACAUUAUCAGUGCUCUCGACCUACACUCUCGUAACGACACAAGAACAAGAUGCUCAUCUUAUGUCAAGCUUUGCUUAGCCCCAGACCAAGAUAAGCAAACAAGAUGUCGAACAGAGGUUAUUUACAAUUCUAACAAUCCGACUUGGGACGAAAAAUUUUCAUUCGAUCUGUACGAAGAAGACGUUCGAAAACGUUUAUUUAUAGCCGUUUGGAACAAAGAUGAAAUGGGAUGCAUCCCCGAAUUGUUAGGAUGCAUGUCUUUCGGCAUGGAACGAUUAACUUCUACAAAGGCUGCCACAUCCGGCUGGUACCACUUGUUAUCCGAACAAGUAGGAAAGAGGAAGCAUUUGCAAGCCAAAAUGAAUAAAAGACCUCCUCCCGUCCUGCCAAAAAUUAAUCAGGGAUUGCAAUUCGCCGAAACGCACACAUUCACAAUUAAACACGGUGGAAAAGGCUACGGUUUCUCUGUCGCGGGCUAUUGUCCAGUAUACAUUAGCAAAAUAGAGAAAGGUUCUCCGGCACAUCUGGCUGGUUUACAAGAUGAAGAUUUGAUUGUACGAGUGAACAGCGUGAACGUCUCGAGGUCGUCCGCUCAGAGCAUUGCGAAAAUCAUACGAGCGAACAAGGGUUACAUUCACCUCGAAGUGCAAAGACCACCGCCUCAAGAUAAUAAUGCGCACGGACUGAGUUCGACGGUGCUAGAGGCUAAAGACGACUUUUAUAUCGACCAUCCCCCGCCAUAUACCGAAGCAAAAGAAAACUAUCACCACUACGCCACAUGGAACAGACGAACAAACGCCGCUUAUCAUCGGCCUUCAUCUUUCGAAUGCCUAGACGAGUUUCCUGAAGAUAAUUUAUACGAUAUUCCAUAUUGGAAAGGUGCCAAAGACGAUUCGUUCUUAGACGUUCAACGAAAGAGAGACGCACGCAUUCAAGCCAUGAGAAAUUUUAGAGACGAUGCAUCAGCCGUCAAAACGCCCAAGAAGCCUACAUGUGGUUUUUCAUCCUUAGCAAGAAAGAAAAAAAGUCAUCGUUAAAUUUCAAUUUUUAUUUAAAAAAUUUCUUCAAAUUUAUAUAGCCUUGUAAAUUUAUACAGUAUAUAUCAAUAUAUGCGUAUUUAUAUAGUCGUAACAGUUUUUCCAAAAAUAUUUGUAUGUUGAAAAAAAAUGGUGCUUCUUUGCUCUAAUAAAUAAGAGUCGGCAUAUGUUGAGAAACAACUUUUGUUUGUUCUGAUAGUCUUACAUCAUGUAUAUGUAAACAGGAAACGGAAAUGAGAUAGCCACUUGAAUGAAAUGACACGCGCAGUUUCUAGUGCUAUUUUCUGUGUCUUUCUGCAAACAUAUUCGUAUGCUAUGAAACGAACGGGUUUUAUCUGGUUCAUUGAAGAAAAGGUGGUAAUUACUUAAGAACGCUUCGAUAAACGAAUUUCAUACGCACGACAAACGCCGCGUUGAAAUCUCCAUUAAAAACAUGAAUUUUUGAUUAUUUGUGGAAUAAUUUGACACUAGACCCCCCGCUGUAAAUAUAUAUCUAUAGAUGUUUACUUUAUAUUUUCUAGCGAUGGCUGGCCAAUUAUGAAGAACGUUAUUGCUCCAAGCAGAGAUUUUUAUCGUUUUUAAAUGUGGCCUAUUUUAAAUACAUUUACCAUUAGGUAGACCACUGUAUAUUAUAACAAGGUUAAACGGAAGUGAACCAUGCGUAUAGCGUUUUCGGGUAUACAUUUACGUGCCAAACGCCCCUGGGGUGAGCAAACUGGGUCGUGCGUCAAAUUUAAACUUGACAAACAGCUGUGCAAACGGCUAACGGCCGUCUUUGAUAAGGAAUCCCCUAUCUGAUAAAAGUUGUUUAUUUGACCAUAUGAAGAUAAAAUAAGGCUUUUGUUGAGAAAGUUUGGAAACACGUACUAAGAUUAGCCGGUUGGCUAAUACAUAAUCUACUUUAAUUUAGGAUGGCUUAGGGAUCCUGCUGUUUUCCGCCUAAUUAAAAGCUUUAAGACUUUCCCAUAGUGUGUGAAACUUCUUUCGCGCCAAAACUGUAUGGACAUCAUCUGGUGCCAACAUUACUCUGUUUAACGUCAUACCGGACCAGGGUACCACAUCUCUUAGAGAGGCAGAUGCUUGGGAAAAAUCCCUUUCCAAAAUGGUUCCUGAUAAUGAAAGAAAAAUCAACAUUUCUGGUCUUUUUUUUACUUUGUCAUUCUUUGUAUGAAACGCCGUAUGCGUUGUUCCUGGAACGUUUUCAUAGAAGUGAUUCAAGCGACGCCCUUUGUUCACCGACUUAACAAAGACCUUUGUUUAGAUUGUGGUUUGAAUUUUAUAUUCAACAGCGGCAUAUCUUCACAAGAUUUUGAAUAGUAAGUACUUGAAUUCUGAUAAAUAAUGUCUUAUCAACCAACGAGUUUUUGUCACUCUAUCGUCCGUAGUAUGUUACACCUACUGCGUUAUUUAUUGUUUACUAUGGAAAGUCAAGCUGUUUAGCAGAAUAAGAAUCGUAUUUCAUUGGGCAUAAAAAGUUCUUAGUUGUUAAGUCGUAUUUUAAAAGAAUGUAUUGUCGUUCUUAGUAAGGGUCGAGUCUAAAAAAUCAUGCACUUUCGGUAUUAAUCCAACACCUGCGUCCGAUUGGCUUUUUAAUUGAAUCUAACGUGUCUUUGGUUGAAAUUAGUUGACGCACAUGGAGGAAGUCAACUGUCUUGUCAACGGAUAUUCGUGACGAGACCAGUAUUCUACGCCUUAAUAAUGAUGAUAUAUGAAAGUGGUGUAGAAUGGUAUUAUUGGAGGGGUUGAUAACCUGCUUGGUAGUGCCAAUUUAUAUAUGACCACCGUUAAGGCGUUGAGAAUAUGUCUAUUUGGAUGAUGAUGAAAAAUAUCAUCGAAAACGAUUGAAUGAUGAUGCUUUGACACGCGACUGGGGUGCGUCCGAUUUCUACUCGAAUGGACAGAACAAGUCAUUCUUUUUGACGGGUCGUGUCACUAAUUCCGAGCUUUUAAAAGUCGAUGACUGCUCCUUAUCUGCAGCCAAGUAUUUACUGUCAGCACGUCAGUUUCGUUAGACUCAUCUCAUUCAAGAAAAUUCAAUUUUUGAAAGAGUAGAUUUUGGCACGUUCUUUGUUUUUAUGAAACUCAAUUCUCAUCUUACUUUCGUUGCUUUGAAGGUAUCGAGUGCCCAUAUCAGAUUACUUUUAUGUUGUUUUUCUAAGACGAAAGUUUUUCCUUAUUGUUUUUUUGCCCAUAAAAUCUGUCUUCGUUUUACAAAUUGGUUAGAUUAAUUAAAAAGAUUGUAUGAAGAUGG
Dimorphilus gyrociliatus is the source of this 3605-nucleotide messenger RNA. NCBI's taxonomy places the organism in Eukaryota, Metazoa, Annelida, Polychaeta, Dinophilidae. The record is from the annotation of a GenBank genome assembly.